CGCGUCUAGACUCGGGACUAUAAAUACAGCGUCCCUAAGGUGAAUCGUCUAAUUACCUGAAACCCAUCCCAACUUUGUACUUUCCCUCUUCUACCACCACACACUCUUCAUUAUGCCUUCUGCAAAGUCAAGCGGUAAGGGUAAGGUUGGCGGCAAGGUCAAGAGCGAGGACACCAAGUCCACGUCGCGGUCCACUAGAGCUGGUCUCCAGUUCCCCGUCAGCCGUAUCCACCGUAUGUUGAGGAGAGCCAACGUUAGCAAGCGCAUUGGGUCUGGUGCUCCCGUAUACCUCGCUGCCGUACUGGAGUACUUGUCGGCUGAAAUCCUGGAGUUGGCUGGAAAUGCAGCUCGUGACAACAAGAAACGCCGUAUCAAUCCUCGUCACCUUCAACUAGCUAUUCGUAACGAUGAAGAGUGCGUCCCUAUAUUGGCUUAUUCGUCGCAGUCUUGGCUUACUUCGUUCUCAGGUUGAGUAAACUGCUUGGAGAUGUGAUCAUCUCUGAGGGCGGUGUCGUACCUUACAUCAACCCUGCACUCCUUCCUGCAAAGAGCAAGAA
Messenger RNA from Suillus clintonianus, 557 nucleotides. RefSeq names its product histone-fold-containing protein. Gene Ontology annotation, cellular component: nucleosome. Gene Ontology annotation, molecular function: DNA binding; protein heterodimerization activity; structural constituent of chromatin. The record is from RefSeq and is a predicted model, not a curated record. The transcript has 3 exons. Bases 113 to 472 code for a protein of 119 amino acids. Lineage: Eukaryota; Fungi; Basidiomycota; Agaricomycetes; Boletales; Suillaceae.